AUGACGCCACGUCUCUGUCCCCUGGCAGGAACCCCGGGGGAGUACCCCGACUGGCAGCAGUACGCAGAAUGCCUGACAAGCGACACCCGGUGGAGCACGCAUCUCUCCACCGACAAACUGGUGUACCGACCCGGUGACACCGUCCACAUCCGCGCAGUGCUGCUCCACCCCAUCACGGGGGCGCCGGUGUCAAAGGAGCCGUCUGCUUAUGGAAAGGACGGUACCGUAAAGGUCAUGUCUCCCAAGGGCAGCGUAGAAGCCUCUGUCGCUACGAGUCAGCCAGAGGACAGCGUGGCUUACGCCAUGUGGCGAGUCCCCGAGAGCCUGCCCGGAGGAGAAUACACUCUGAAACUGGAAUACUCUGAAUAUAACCAGAUGAGAUGCAGCCCCUCGGCGGAGAGGAAGAUCCAGAUCCGCAACUUUCGGAACCCGAAGCUGAACGUGAGGGUGGAGUUUCUGGGGAGGGGGUACGGACCAGGAGACGAGGUUCGUGCAAAGGUUUCGGUUACCAGAGCCGAAGGCGGCCACCCUCCCGCCGGGACACGUGUCAAUCUCUCCGCUCGCGUUGAUGGCUGCAGCGUUUACUCCGAAAAGGGCGGCCUCGACGAUUCGGGGGUGUGCUAUACCACAUUCAAACUGCCCCCCAAAAUGGAAAAGGGUUUGGGCUCUCUGAGCGCCAUGGUACGCGACGGGGGCCACGUGGAGAGCGGCAGCAAGACGAUCCCGAUCGUGUUCCAAACGGUGGAUGUAAAGUUCUACCCGGAGGGAGGGCCGCUCGUCCCUGGCCUCGAGAACCGCGUCUACUUCGAAGCGCGCGACCCGAAAGAGGAGCCCCUCGAGGUUGCGGGCGAGGUGUGGGCAGUUGGUGGGAAUGCGCCCCUCGCCACCUUUGCGGCAGUCCACGAAGGCCGCGGCCGGUUCGUGUUCACACCGACCAUCGGCACCUACUACGAGGCCCGCAUCACCAAGCCAAGCGGUAUCACAAAACCGAUCCGUUUGCCGCACGUGGAGUAUCAGGCGAAUCACGGGCUGCCACGUGUCGUCCUGAGAGUGAACUCCCCUGGUGCUGACGUCGAGAUGACCGACGCUGGGACGCCGCAAAACCCCGGGGAUUCCGUUCCCGUUUCCGUCGGGAGUUCCGCUCCGGCGAAGCUGCGUGUCGUGCUGUACAAGCGCGAGGUGGCCCUCAACCGCCAAGACAUCGACAUUUCCGCCGCGAGGGGCUUCCAGCAGGUGUCUCUGUACCCCCCGGGCGCGGAAUAUUCCGGCGUGCUGCGGGCGACCGUCUUCGCGGAGAGCCGCGACAAGAAGUGGACGCCCGUCGCGGAGCGGCUGGUCUUUCGAGCUCCAAUCAACAAGCUCCACGUGGCAGUGUCUGGGGGCCCGGCCCAGGGGGGCGGGGUGGACUGCGUCCCCGGGGGGGGUGCCAAGGUGGAGGUUACGGUAACCGACGCGAUUACCGGGGAGCCGAUUAACGGAGCCGUGGUGGGUUUGAGCGUGGUUGACAACAUUAAUCUGGAACUGGUGGAGCCGCGCAGGCGCGCGCCGCGGCUCCCGUCCAUGGCGCUUCUGGAGAACGAGGUGAAUCACCUCGAGGACUCCGCGGCCUACGUCGACGGCUCAGAUCUGCCCGGCGGCUCAGAUCCAUCGUUGGCCGUCGAUCUUUUGCUUGGCACCCAAGGCUGGCGUCGCUUCCUCUACCUGAACCCCUUGGAAAAGCUGAGGGGGUCUAGUGGUUCCAGCGAAAACAAGGAAAAGUUUGAGCGCGCGGCCGGCGUGCGCGCUCUUGAGUACUGGAACCCCGAAUGGGAGAUGGCUCGCCGUAGCGGCCGUUAUGAAAGCAGCCAGAUCAGAUCAUUGGCCAGGGGUGAGGAGUCUGCGAGAAUCGACCCCACAGACGGAUAUUACGACGGCCUUGAGGAGUCGGAUGUCUGGGAAUGCGAUUCGGAGGAGGACGAUUUCGCGGAGCCCGACGUGGACGAGGACUGGCUGCCUGCUGACGUGGCAGCUGACGUGGCGGCUGACGUGGGCAGUGACGAAGAGGACGCAGGAGCGCAGCCCGAGCCAGCAGAGCGAGCGAUACCGAAGAGACAGAAGCAGCAUCACAUCGUUCCGGUACGGGUCUACGCUCACAGGCGUCCAAAGCAACAAAGCGUGCACGAACGGUCCGACUUCACGGAGACGGUCUACUUCGCCGCGUCCUUAGUUACGGACGCGCACGGCAAAGCGUGCGCCGAGUUUGACGUCAGCGACUCGAUCACGUCAUUCGCCGUCAUCGCCGACGCGCACAAGGAGGUAACGCUCGACCCUGAGACCGGGGCAACCGUUACCGCGUCCCCGACCCAGAAAUGGCGCAACAUGCCGGGCAGCAAGUCGGCCGCCGUGGCCGCGUUCGCGGCAGGGGCCGCGCGGACGGUCCGCACCGUCGCGCUCGGGGCUUCGGACGGCGUUUUCAAGCUCCGGUCGGUGAAGCCGUUCUCGGUCGAUGCCAAGUGCCCCCUGGAGCUGACAGCGGGCGACCGGGUGCUGCUACCGGUCACUCUGGCGAACGCGUCUCUCGAGCGACUCUCGGUCACCGCGCAGGUGGGUGUCCGAGGGCCUUUGUCCCUGGAGGCGAGCCCCCCCGGAGGAAACUCAACCGGGGCCAACACCGCCGGACGCAAGUCAUCCGGACCGGUACCGAUGGACGUCGACACGCCGGGGGCAUCCGAACCGGCCAGCUCAACGGUUCUCAAACAGAGCCUCGACGCCUCUAGAAGUGCCCGGGAGAUCGUUCCGGUCGUGGCCGGAGGUGCCGCUCUCGCGGCCGCUUACAAGAGCAUGACGUCAGACGAGCCGAACCCCCUGCCAAGGGGCUUUGUGACGGUAAACGCCGCCGCGUCGUUUGGAGGGGGUGUCAAGAAAGGAGGGCUGGUUCUCAGGGACGAGAUCAAGAGGGGUUUCGCAGUAACGCCCAAAGGCUUCCCUCAGGAGCAGUCAGCGGGGGGGAUGUUGAAGCCGGGAACGAGGAGCGGAGGAGAGUUUGCGCUGCCGGAAGAUACGCAGCCCGGGAGCGUGGUGACGUCUGUAACGGUGUUCCCGUGUCCGCUGGCCAACUUUGCCCACUCCCUAUCGGCGCUCGUCCGCGAACCGUACGGCUGCUUCGAACAAGCGUCCGCGACCAUAUACCCCAACAUCCUGGCGCAACAGUACUUCAAGACGCAUACUGGCUCGUCACCCUCGCUGGUGGAAAAGUCGUAUACGCUAUUGGGUCAGGGCCUGAAGAAACUGCGCGGCUAUGAGGUGAACGGGAGCGGAGGGUACGAGUGGUUCGGGCAUGCGCCGGCGCACGAGUCUAUGACCGCGUAUGGCCUGAUGGAGUUCGUGGACAUGGCGCAGGUGUACCCGGUCCCCGAGGAUAUGAUCCGUCGCACGCGCGCGUGGCUCCUCAGCCGCAAGGACGACUCCGCGCGCGCGUUCCGCAUCAACCCCCGCCUGCUCGAGCACUUUGGCGGGGCCCCCGCUGACGUCACUAACGCCUACAUCGUCUGGGCGCUGACCACGUGUGUCGCCCAGAGCACAAAGGGCUUGUCGAGUCCCCUGUUCUCCACCUUUUUCCCGCUUGAAACCGACGGUCUCUCUAGGUGCCGAACUGUGGAGAUUACAGAUGGGGACCGGCUCGUUGCCGCACUGAAGCAUGUGGGCUCUACAUCUACCGGACGCGCAUCUGAGGCGUUUCUCUUUUCUCCGCAGAUUGCCAACCUCUUGGAGCAAACGGCGACCAACCGGGACCCUUACUUCACCGCCCUGGUCGCCAAUUCGCUGUACAAUCUGGGCCGCAAGGAGGAGGCCGCCGCGCUGGCUAAAAGACUCGAGAUAUCCCAGAAGGAGGACGGUCACGUCGCCGGCGCCAAGACGUCCAUCACGAGUUCCGGCGGAGAGUCGCUGCUCAUCGAGACCACCGCCCUGACCACGCUCUGCUGGCUCAACGAGUACCAGGUCUUUGGAGGCCGCAUCCGCCGCGCCGUCGAUUGGAUCGCCUCCCGCUGCAACGGCGGCAAGUUCGGCUCCUCCCAGGGGACCGUGCUCGCGCUGAAAGCGAUCGUCGCCUAUGACGUCAUGAUGGCGUCAGAGCGCGCUCCGGGGACCGUUCACCUGCUCGUGGACGGGGAGCGCGUCGAGAGCAAAGCGUUUGAUGGGAAGACGGAGGGGACGAUAGCGUUUGGGGACAUAAGCGCGCGGCUGGCGGCGGACGGGCGUAAGAGGCGGGUGGAGGUGGAGAUGGAGGGUGGCGCGGAUAUGCCGCACGCUAUGCAGGUCUCAUACUACUCGGAGCGCCCCAGCUCCGCGGCCGCGUGCGCUGUAGCGCUAGCGGCCGCGCUGCAGCAGCCGAUCGCCAACGAGGGCGACCUUGUGGACAUUCUUCUGACUGUGGAAAACAAGAAAGAGAGCGAAGCGCUGCCAAUGACUAUCGCCAUUUUGGGCCUCCCAGGGGGGCUCGAGCCGCGCCCUGACCAACUGAGGGAGCUCGUCACGCGGGGCGACGUCGAUUUGUACGAGCUCCGCGGCCGCGACGUCAUCUUCUACUGGCGCACCCUGGCAGCCAAGCAGAAGGUGACGCUGCGCUUGGAGGCGACCGCGGCAGUCCCUGGCGAGUAUGUCGGCCCCGCCUCCCGAGCCUACCUCUAUUACACCGACGAGCUCAAGACCUGGGCGGAUCCCAUCAAGUGCAGCAUCGUUCCCAAGUAG
Messenger RNA from Klebsormidium nitens, 4728 nucleotides. The record is from the annotation of a GenBank genome assembly. Lineage: Eukaryota; Viridiplantae; Streptophyta; Klebsormidiophyceae; Klebsormidiales; Klebsormidiaceae.